CGAUACGAUCGAGAUAGACAAGGGGAGAACCGACCGGGUUGGUGCCCUCAAAGCCGUGCCUGAUUGUCAGAACCGUGCAAUACGCAACGUACUGAGCAGGUAUGCCCACUUAUUCACAGACGCGGAAGAUGAUUACGGAUUUUGCAAUUGGGUUGAACACCGAAUACCGUUGAUCCCAGGAGGACAAUGCAAGCCAAUCUUCAGACGAAUUCCACAGAACACCCUGGUGGAGAUACAGAAGCAGGUGACCGAGAUGGAAUCGAAAGGAAUCAUCAGGCGAACGCACAGCCCGUAUUCAUCACCCGUGCUAUUGACGAAGAAGGCCGACGGAACCUAUCGAUUUUGCAUCGAUUUCAGAGAACUAAACAGGGUGACGGUGAAGGAUGCAUUCCCGAUGCCUCAGAUGGAAGAAAUUUUCUCAAGCCUUCACAGUGCGAAGCAGAUAUCUCUGAUUGAUCUCCGCUCGGGAUAUUGGCAACUGCCGAUCGCAGAAGAAGAUCGCCACAAGACAGCUUUCAGUGUCAAUGGCCAGCAGUAUGAGUUUUUGAGAAUGCCGUUUGGAUUGUGCAACGCCCCGGCUACAUUCAGGCGUUUGUUGCUGAUGGUCCUCGCGAACCUGCAAGGCGUGGUUGUGUACGGUGAUGACAUCAUCGUCUUCUCUGAGACGGAACAGGAACAUGUGACCAGACUUGGAGCAGUACUGCAGAGGCUAGAUGAAGCUGGUCUGAAACUCAGUCGUAAAAAGUCGCAGAUUGCCCAAAAGUCAAUUGUAUGCUUGGGUCACAUCGUGGGCAAUGGUCAAGUCCAUCCACUUCCGGAGAAACGCGAGACGAUCAAGUGCUUCGCAAAACCAAAAUCCAAGCGUCAGCUCCGUUCGUUCUUGGGAGUGGUGGCAUAUGAUUCAAAGUUUGUGCCCCAGUUCGCAGAGAAGGUCAGCCCGUUGUUAAAGCUGCUUCGCAAGGACGUGCCCUUCGUGUGGACAGCUGAAGCGGAUCAGGCCUUUGACCAUCUAAAGGCAGGCAUAGCAGAAGCCCCGACAUGUCUACGGCUACCCAAUCCUGGUGAGAGGUUCACUGUGGCUGUCGACGCAAGCAACGUGGCCAUCGGUGCGGUUUUGUCUCAACCGGCUGGGGUGGUGGAGUACGCGAGCAGAGUGCUGACGGGGGCGGAACAGAAGUAUUCAACAACGGAGAAAGAAUGCUUGGCCAUCGUGUGGGCGUUAGAGAAGUGGAGAAAUUACUUACUGGCGAAUGAAUUCCGGGUCGUCACUGACCACAAACCGCUCUCGUGGUUGAUGACGGCGAAAGACCCGCGGGGACGGCUUGCGCGAUGGGCCUACCGAUUGCAGGAAUUCAACUUCACCAUUGAGCACGUGGAUGGAACGCAAAAUGUAUUGCCAGAUAUGUUGUCACGCCCGUGUUUGGACGACAUCAUGCCAGACAAUGCCAUACCGGUGCGUGCGAUCGCGAUGGGGGAGAGGAACCUGCUGGGAGAUCAAAGGACAGAUGAAUUCGUGAAUGUGUUGUGCUCUCACUUACGGGCUGGCACCAAACCGGAGGCUACAUCGGAGGAGGUGGAGGAACUCCUCAAGAUCUGGGACAGGUUGAAGGUCGAAAACGAUAACGUGGUGGUGGCGAUAGACGGACGGAAAGUGCCUUUUGUUCCACCAAAUCAGCGAGAACGUGUGAUGCGCAUAACUCAUGAUGGCGCCCAUAUGGGAUUCGAGCGGGUCUUUGAAUUGCUGCGGAGGCGAGUGUUUUGGCCAACCAUGAGGAAGGACGUCGCGGCAUACCUUCGGGAGUGCCCAAACUGCCAAACGAGUCGGGAGAUGGAGUCCCCGAGACCGCCGAUGCGAUCGAUGGAGGUUGGUGAGCCACUUCAGUGUUGGGGACUGGACGUCUUUGGGCCCUUACCAGUGAGUCGAACAGGAAACAGAUACAUUCUAGUGAUGAUUGACCACUUCACUCGAUGGGUGGAAGCCAUACCAAUCAAGGACCAAACAGGCGAGACAGUGUCGCAAGUAUUCGAAUUCAAUGUGCCUGCAAGGUAUGGGAUCCCACAGUGUAUCAUCACGGACCAAGGGCCCUGCUUCGAGUCAAGAGCGUUUAAGUCAGUGUUGGACAAGUGGGGCAUCCAGAGACGGCGAACUUCACCGUACCACCCACAAACCAACGGGAUGACCGAGCGGUUCAACCGGACAUUGAAGACGUGGAUAAACUGCACGAAGUUGGCAUGGGAAGAUGCUUUGCCUCAGGUUCUGAUCGCGUAUCGGACCAGCAUGCAAUCAACCACCAAGGUCUCGCCAUUCGAAUUACUGUUCGGCAGAGAACCACGGAUUGCGCUCGAUACUUGCCUACCGAACCAGGGUGAGUGGAAACAUCCAGCUGAGCAUCAAGAGCGACUGCGAUGGAAAGCUAGAAGCGAAACCAAAGCUCGACAAGCGCGGAAUAAGCGAAAUUACGACGCCAGGCAUGAGGCUCACAAGUGGAGGCCAUUCAGGAUUGGAGAACGGGUCAAGUUACGGAACAACGAUCGGCCGGAUCAUGACGGGCCGGGCGCAAGCAAGUUCAGAGAACGCUGGAAAGGCCCCUACACCAUUAUCGACCAGAAAGCGGGCAACUUCUUAAUCGACUGCGGAGGAAUGAAACGUUGGGUGAAUGCUGCUCUCCUGCGACCAUGGUACGAGAGGAAGAAAGGUCCUGGAGGAGGGGCGGGUGUAGAGGGGCCGCUUCCAAGAAUGGCUCUGGGGAGCUCUUCGGAGCUAGCUGAGAGCGGAUCGCGAAAGACGGCUAGCGACGAGCCUGGGCCCGGAACUACGGAGCGGGAAUAUGUGGACAGCGCAAUAAAUCAGACAAAUACGCCGCUAGCGCAGCCCACAGGACCGAGGCCGAGCCGAUUGACACAGCCCAGAACAAGCAAGUCGAGAGCUCUCGAACGACUCCUGGCCGAUCCAAAUCGGGUGCAGAGAAGCGGAGAUCGAGGCGAAAACAGGAAGGCGGAUCUUCCAAGUCAGAGCUCCCGAGGCGAAAGGACUGGCUCGUCUCUAACAUCCGUACCUGUGUUGCGUUGUGGGACGGAAAUCUAGUCGAUAUUCGAUGGCGCGCGCGAGACCCUCAUGUGCCCAUUUUCGGUGUGCAAUAAACGUCUACCCCCCUGUCUUGUCGUUCUCGCUACACUGGUGCCGUGACCAAUCGCGAUGGAGUUGACCCGGUUGGAGCAAUUUGCGGCCGGUGACGUGGAGGCGUGGCUCGAUGAGUUCGACGGAAUUGCGGCUUGCACGGGUGUGAGGGGGGAUGCAAAUUUGCUAAUUGCUUUGGGCACACGGUUGAGUGGACGAGCCAAGGCGGUGUAUUUGCUCACUCGAAAGGCCAAACCCGGUUGUUCGUUCGCUGAGAUGAGGGCUGCCUUGUGUGCAGAAUUUGGGAAGGAUCUGGAGAGAGAACGAGCACUGCAACGAUUUCACGCAGCCAGAUGGGACGAACAGGAGGAUUUGAUGGUGUUUUUCCAGCAGCUGGACAGACAUCUAACGAUUGGGCUCCCCGAGUUAGAGGGUAACGCAAGAGAGCGCCUACUGAAACAGCAGUUUAUCCGAAGUCUGCCCGGUCCACUCCAUGAUCAGGUGAAAUUGGCGUCGAUGGUGGGAGACAGCAAAGCGUUGGAUCUGGUGACGGUCGCCCAGAAUUUGUCGGAACGAGUGACAGUGAGAAGCAUCCAGCAUGCUGAGUUGGAACAGAAAGUAAAUCG
This is a messenger RNA of Dicrocoelium dendriticum, 3744 nucleotides long. NCBI's taxonomy places the organism in Eukaryota, Metazoa, Platyhelminthes, Trematoda, Plagiorchiida, Dicrocoeliidae. The record is from the annotation of a GenBank genome assembly.